Dendroctonus ponderosae (mountain pine beetle) is the source of this 2774-nucleotide messenger RNA. RefSeq names its product programmed cell death 6-interacting protein (gene ALiX). The record is from RefSeq and is a predicted model, not a curated record. The transcript has 16 exons. Bases 58 to 2532 code for a protein of 824 amino acids. Gene Ontology annotation, cellular component: endosome. Lineage: Eukaryota; Metazoa; Arthropoda; Insecta; Coleoptera; Curculionidae. Gene Ontology annotation, biological process: mitotic cytokinesis. Gene Ontology annotation, molecular function: protein binding.
CAAGUCAGGUUUAUUAGUUGAUUACUGAAUGUCAUCUGAUUACUAUUAUUGUUGAAGAUGGCGGAUUUAUUGGCCGUGCCGUUAAAACGGCCCAGUGAUGUUGAUGUGAUUAAUCCAUUGAAAAACCUCAUACAAUCGCGGUACAGCACAGCAGACAAUCCGGAAAACUGCACGGAAGCGGUGAACGAGUUUUCCAAGUUGCGAAACAAUGCCAUUUGGAAGGCUUUCGAGAAGUACGAAAGCUCUUUGGAGAUUAUUUAUGGAUAUUACGAUCAACUAGUGGCGUUGGAAGGUAAAAUUCCAUCUCAAGAACUGCAAGUGCCGUUCAAAUGGAAGGAUGCUUUUGACCGUGGCAACAUUUUCGGCCACAAAGCCAGCCUGACCGUUGCCUCGCUCAGCUAUGAAAAAGUAUGUGUGCUAUUCAAUAUAGCCGCCCUGCAGAGCUCGGUAGCUGCCGAACAGAGCGUGGAGAAUGAUGACGGUCUUAAACUGGCUGCUAAGUUGCUACAGCAAGCUGCAGGGAUAUUCAGCUACUUGAAAUCGACCGUGAUGCUGUCGAUUCAACAGGAUCCCACUCCAGAUUUGAAUCCUGACACCUUAGGAGCGCUGUCGCAGCUGAUGCUGGCUCAAGCACAGGAGAUGUUUGUCCUUAAAGCUAUACACGAUAACAUGAAGAGCUCAAUUGUGGCGAAACUGGCUGCGCAAGCCGACGAUCUGUACGCCGAGUGUUUGAAGACAUUCCAAAGAGAAAACCUGAGGUCCAUGUGGGAUAAGGAGUGGAUUCCGAUGAUUGGUGGCAAACAGGCGGCAUUUUCAGCAGUAGCUGAAUUCCAGCAGAGCCUGGUGGCCCGAGAGCGGAAAUCAGUUGGUGAAGAAAUCACCAGGUUGCGGACAGCAGUAGAGAAGUUUACGGCGGCCCAGUCGCGGUCUGGAAAGAGCGUGUUCAGCGACAUGCUGAAUAAGGCCCAGCGCAAUUUGGCUGAAGUGGAAAAGGACAACGAUUUUAUCUAUCAUGAAAGGGUGCCAGACUACCGGUCUCUAGAAGCGAUUGGCAAAGCGCCGCUGGCCAAAUCUUUACCGUUGGCGGAGAAAAUGUCGCAAAAUUUUACAGAUCUUUUCUCCACUCUGGUGCCAGUUGCCGUCCACCAAGCGUUGGCUUCAUAUGAUUUGCGCAAAACCGAGAUUGUCAACACGGAAAUUUCCAAGCUGCGCGAAUCCACGCAGGAACUCAACGGAAUCUUGGCGAGUUUGAACCUGCCGGCAGCGAUCGAAGUGACCGAUUCCAGCACUGGGCUGCCGCCGUCCAUUCUGGAGAAGGCUCAAACGGUGUCUGGACUAGGGGGCAUCGACACGCUCAAAAGAAUGAUCGAGGAAUUGCCCGAGUCGCUGAAGCGAAACCAGGACAUAAUCGAUGAAACUGACCGGAUGUUGAAUGAGGAGAAAGCGGCGGAUGACGCUUUAAGACAACAGUUUAAGGACCGAUGGACUAGAACACCCUCAGAAAAACUGACUGAAAUGUUCAGGUCGAAUUCGGGCAAAUACAGGCAGAUAAUUAACAAUGCUGUGGAGGCAGAUAAACUGGUGCAGAACAAAUUCAACACCCACAAGCCAAUGAUCGAGCUGCUGAGCAAACCUCUGAAUGAUCUGGAGACAUCGUUGCCCAGUGGAAAUGGCGGAGACGUUCAAAAUUCGUCUGCGGUCGGCACUCUGAGAUCCCUGAUGGAGGAGGUGGAAACCAUCAAGGCAGAGCGCGACAGCAUCGAGUCCGAACUGAAAAGUGCCACCACCGACAUGAAGGACAAAUUCCUGCUGGCGCUUGCCAAAGAUGGCCAAAUCAACGAGCCGCCUCUAUCUUAUCAGGCCCUGGGGCAAGCGUACGGCUCUUUGCAGAAGCAGGUAGCUGAAAGCCUGGCAAAACAGAAGGGGCUAGUUGACCGGAUCAGGGCAGCACAUCAGCAGUUUGUCGCUGAGCGGGGAUCUACAGUGGGUGGGCGCGAAGCUAUGAUGUGUCAGCUGGCUGCAGCUCACGACGUGUUCCGCGAUUUGCUGAACAACCUCAAAGAAGGCACAAAGUUCUACAAUGACUUAACGCAGUUGCUGGUGACUUUCCAAAAUAAAGUCAACGACUUUUGCUUCGCGAGGAAAACCGAGAAGGAGGAGCUCAUGAAGGAUUUGACUCAAGAGAGCAGCCGAACUGCUCCGGCCGUUCCUCCGUCCACGCCCAGUUAUUAUUCAGAUCCGAAACCAGACAAUUCCGCGCCUGCAGCAUCUGGAGGCGCUGCUCCUACGCCCGCAGGACCUGGACAAGUUCCCUCCAACUUGCCCUACCCUGUAUACGUGCAGGGCAUGCCUUUGCCCUACGGAACGGCCGCUAACGCUCCUUACCCGGUAUACGUGCCUCCUCCAAUGCCGCAGAGCUACAAUCCGUAUGGAACAUGGCCAGGAAACUACCAGAACUAUCCUCCUGGCACUUACCCUCCAGGAACUUACCCACCAAAUUCGCAGCAGCCAGGUUACCGGCCACCCUGGUAGUAGAUUUCUCGGUGUUUAUGGUAAGGAAAUUUGAAUUGUUUAAUUGUUUUUCCAAACGAAAUUUAUUUUGCGGUUACUGUGCUGUCAUGUUAUAAUUAAUUAGUUAAUAAUCUGUAAAUUUCAGCAGAUUAGCAACCGAUUGCCUUUGUUAAUCUGUGUCUUUGUAUUUUUGUAGUGACCAUAUAUGCAUUUUUAUCCGACUGUAAGUUGUUAUCAAUUAAUAAAGCUCUAUUAUACAUAAA